Anthostomella pinea is the source of this 1617-nucleotide messenger RNA. NCBI's taxonomy places the organism in Eukaryota, Fungi, Ascomycota, Sordariomycetes, Xylariales, Xylariaceae. The record is from the annotation of a GenBank genome assembly.
AUGGUAACCGAGCCGCAAGCCGUCGUUCACGUCCAUGAAGUCAUGAUUAUUGGCGCCGGGCCUUCUGGUCUUGCGCUUGCUGCGCGGCUAUCUGAGCAUAUGCCGGCGGCCAAUUUUACAGACGACGAGCACCAAAGGUUCCACUGGAUCAACCGACACAGAAACCAACCGAGUGUCAAGCAUUCCAAGACAGGAGCAGAGACACGACGGGAGUCGCCCGCUGUCUCCUCGCCCCACGCCAAGAUCGAUCUACUGGUGCUUGACGCAACCGACAAGCAUUGGAUGGCCCGGUGGGAUGGGCUUUUCAAGAUGUUCGAUAUUUCUCAUCUUCGAAGCCCGAUGUUCUUCCACGUCGACCCAGCAGAGCGCGACGGUCUGCUUUCCUAUGCGCAUAUGAACGACAGAGAAAAAGAACUCAACGAACUCCGAGGCUGCGUGGGCAAGGAGUUGAGCAAGCACCAGAGGAAGAAAAGGGAAAGAUCAGGCAAUCAGCCUCGAACGGAACCCACCAUCGACGAGCGCGAUCGCAAUGACUACUUCGUCCCCUCUACGCCCCUGUUCUCUUCCCACUGCAACUGCAUCAUUGACCGCUACAACAUCCGUGAUGACAUCGUCUCGCACGAGAAUGUUGAAGACAUUCGAUAUGGCAUCUUGAAAGAAUACUCGGAUACUGAGAAGGUGUUUACUGUCAAGACCGAUAGCAAGAUACAUCACGCCAAGAUUGUUGUCUUAGCUGUUGGGGGUAAUCCAGCUCAGAUACCCUGCAAGUUGUCAGCGGAAGAGAUGGAGGGUGCAACACACGCCAUGCACCUCAAGGAGAUGCCAUCCCCACAUAUCCGACGAAAGCUCGCCGACAAGAUCCGAACGAAUAUCCUAGUAGUUGGAGGAGGCCUUACCUCGGCACAAUUGGCCGACUUGGCCAUACGACGAGGCGUGUCGAAAGUUUGGCUCAUCAUGCGCAGCAACCUCAAAAUCAAGCAUUUCGACAUAGGCCUGGAAUGGGUGGGCAAAUUUCGGAACCACCAGCACUCUCGGUUUUGGUUGGAAGAGAAGGAAGAGGAACGAUGGAAGAUGUAUGACACUGCGCGAAAGGGCGGAAGCAUUACACCAGCAUACAAUAAGGUGCUUGAACGGCAUGUCGUGUCGGGUCGUCUCAGUAUGCUGCAAAAGACUACCAUCAAGAGCAAGCAGUGGGAUCCAACCUCGAAGACAUGGUCUGUGUCACUGUGCGGCGACGAGCAGGAGCUUCCUCCCAUCGACCACAUCUACUUCGCGACCGGCGUACAUAACGACUUUGAAUGCCUCCCUUUCCUGCAGUCUAUGAUAUCCGACUUCCCUAUCAAGGCCUGUGGCGGCUUUCCUUGCAUUACACAGAACAUGGCGUGGAGAGAAGACGUCCCUCUCUUUGUGGCUGGUCGAUUUGCCGCGUUGCAGCUUGGUCCAGGGGCUCCGAACCUGAUCGGUGCCAGGAUAGGGGCGGAGAGGAUUGCGUGGUCCAUCCAGGACAAACUGGGUUCGGAAGAAGGAGGGAACAGCACGGGCUCUCACCGAGACAAGUUCAAUUACGCCACUGGUAGGUGUAACAGCUUUGAUGCUCUUGCUGACCUCGACGAGUAA